AUGGCGAAUAUAUGGCAUCCAACGCCAAAACAUGCCAUGAACCGUAAUUAUGGCAAAAAUGAAUCUAAUAAAAAUUUAAAAAAAAAAAAAAAAUAUAUUCCUUUAUCCGUUGCAUAUUUGAUAAAAUUGUGCAAAUGCGAUACAAUUAAGAUAUUGUCAAUUAUUAAUAUGUUAUAUCUAUACUUUUUUUUAAUAUGGACUACAAACAGUUUCAAUUAUAGAGAGAAUUAUUAUGAUAAACCAAAAAAUGUCUACUCAACGGUUUACAAUAGAUUAUUAGCUGACGCCAAAUUAUUAAUGUUAGGAAAUAACCCUGUAACUAAUUCAGUAAUAGAUAAUAAAAAUAGUAAUGACGAUAAUUUACUCUUAGAGCCUUUUUUAAAGGAGCCUCGAAGUCUCUCUCUAAGGGCACGUUUAAAGAGGGAUUCAAAUAAAUCUAUUGAUGUAAUUCCAAUGAAAUAUCAUCAUAAAUCCUCAAAUGAAUCAAUUAAAACAGCUUCAAAUAGGAGUCUAACUAAAUCUCCAACUCAAUUAAUUAAAGCAACUACAAAGGGAUUUAUUAAAGUAUUUCAAAAAUUGCAUCUAACUAAAUCUCAAAAUGAAUUAAAUAAAACAACUUCAAAUAGUGAUCUAACUAAAUCUUCAACUAAAUUAUCUAAAACAACUUCAAAUAGAGAUAUAAAUAAAUCUUUAAAUGAAUUACCUAAAACACCCACAGAUAACGAUAUAACUAAAUCUUUAAAUGAAUUACCUAAAACACCCACAGAUAACGAUAUAACUAAAUCUUUAAAUGAAUUACCUAAAGCAUCCUCAAAUACCGAUAUAACUAAAUCUUUAAAUGAAUUACCUAAAGCAUCCUCAAAUACCGAUAUAACUAAAUCUUUAAAUGAAUUACCUAAAGCAUCCUCAAAUACCGAUAUAACUAAAUCUUUAAAUGAAUUACCUAAAGCAUCCUCAAAUACCGAUAUAACUAAAUCUUUAAAUGAAUUACCUAAAGCAUCCUCAAAUACCGAUAUAACUAAAUCUUCAACUGAAUUACCUGAAGCACCCACAGAUAGCGAUAUAACUAAAUCUUCAACUGAAUUACCUAAAACACCCACAGAUAGCGAUAUAACUAAAUCUUCAACUGAAUUACCUAAAACACCCACAGAUAGCGAUAUAACUAAAUCUUCAACUGAAUUACCUAAAACACCCACAGAUAGCGAUAUAACUAAAUCUUCAACUGAAUUACCUAAAACACCCACAGAUAGCGAUAUAACUAAAUCUUCAAAUAAAUUAACUAAACCAUCUGCAUAUAGAAAUCUAACUAAAUCUCCAACUGAAUUUAUUAAAAUGAUUCAAAAAAGGCAUCGAGAUAGACAUGCAAAAUUGAAUAAAAAUGAGAGCACAGAGACAAUUUCAAAUAUUUCUAAAGAAAUACUUCAAACAAAUGCACCUAAUUCAUGUAUUUAUAUUCAUAAAAUGGACUCAUCAGAAUCAAAACUUCAUUUAUCUGGAAAUGCUUCUGAAAAUUUAAAAUCAGAUGCAUAUAAUAAAACAAAUUUAGAUAAUAUCAUGAAAAUGGAAAUUCCUAUUAUGAUCCCACCUAAUCCUUCAAGCAUUAAAGGUGAAACAUCUAUGACAAAAAACACACAACAUGAUAAUAAUAAAUGUGAAAAUUUAUCAUUAUUAAAGGUGGUACAAGAGGUAACAAAUUAUACUAAAUCAUUAACAGAUUCAAUUUUUAUUAAUUUAAAUCAAGUUGAAUUUAAGGAGAACCCUGCAUUGGAUGUUAUUGAAAAAAAUGUUUCUAGUGGUGUUAAAAUUGUAAAUAAUUCAAUGAAAAAAGGCAUGAAUGUAUUAAAAGAAAAUACUACAGAAACGUUAAAAACAAUUGAUACCGACAUCAAACCAUGUAUAAAAAAUAUUACAGAUUCAAUAUUAAAUAAGGUAGAAGCUGUAAAAACAGGGGAAAUAGACAUUUCAGAUAUUACAGAGUCGGUUAUUGAAACAUUAAAUAAUAAUCUUGAAAUAUUAAAUGAUAAUAUUGAAAAUUCUGUUAAACCUAAAACCGAACAAUUAAAAAAUGAAGUAGUGAAUAAAACCGAAAAAAUAAAAAAUGAAGUAGUGAAUAAAACCGAACAAUUAAAAAAUGAAGUAUCGAAUAAAACCGAAAAAAUAAAAAAUGAAGUAUCGAAUAAAACCGAAAAAAUAAAAAAUGAAGUAUCGAAUAAAACCGAAAAAAUAAAAAAUGAAGUAUCGAAUAAAACCGAAAAAAUAAAAAAUGAAGUAGCUAAUAAAACCGAACAAUUAAAAACACAGGUAGAUGAUAUAAAAGAUAAUAUUAAAGAUAGUGUGAACACUCUUGGUACUGAGAUCAUUCCCCAAAUCGGAAAUACUAUUAAAGAUACUGUUGGUGAUACAAUAGGGGGUAUAGCUUCUGGUAUUGAAAAAACAUCUGAUGUAGUUAAAGAAAAAGUAAUUGAAACUAUUUUUAAUUCUGAUAUUGUCCCCGCCCCUAUAAGAGAGAUUGUUAAUAUGUCUGGUGAAAAUAUUACUUCAAUAAUGAAAAAAGAUAAAAAAGAUGGAAAGUCCGAUAAAAGUGCAAAAGCAUUUUUUAAAAAACAAUUUAAGCGUGUAAAAGUAAAGUUGGCGCUAGGUGGAGCCAUUAUAACAACACUUGGAGGAAUUGUUAAUAUAUUAAUUGGUAUUCCAUCUGUAGCAUUCCUCCUUUUAGUAUUAUCGUUAGCCAUUUUAUAUUAUUUUAUAUAUGAAACAUACUUGAAAAAUACAAGUUGUUUUCGAUGGUUUAGAUCUAAAAAGAAAAAGAAGGAAAUUGAACUUGUAGAUAUAACAGAAUGA
This is a messenger RNA of Plasmodium yoelii, 2841 nucleotides long. RefSeq names its product Plasmodium exported protein, unknown function. The transcript has 2 exons. NCBI's taxonomy places the organism in Eukaryota, Apicomplexa, Aconoidasida, Haemosporida, Plasmodiidae. The record is from RefSeq and is a predicted model, not a curated record. The coding region runs from base 1 to 2841 and encodes 946 amino acids.